AUGUCUGGAUUAAUAAAUAUUUGUGCAUAUGGAAAUGACUCUGAGUCUGAAACUGAUGAAUGUGAAAUCAGUGCCCUUACGGUUACGGAAUUAAAGAGAUCCAGACUACCAGUACCAAAUCUAACUCAUGUACCAGCUGUUAUAACAGACCAACAUUUUGACGACCCUCAACUUCAUAGGGGUCGAAAAAGGACAUUUCCUCAUAUGAGAGGAAAUUGGACCACCUUUGUUUAUGUAAAAUACCCUGAUAAAGAAUCCCUGUUGUUAUUUGCAAACAAGUUGAAAACUUUGUUAGAUGUUAAAGAUUCUCACAUCUGUGAUGACUUUCAUUUGAGUUUAACAAAAACACUUGUUUUAAGCUACCAUACCAUUACUCCGUUUACUCAGAGCUUAAAAGAAACAUUAAGUGAUAUUGAGAGCUUUUAUUUAGGAUUCAAUUCAAUUGAAAUUUUUUGCAACGAAGAAAGAACUCGGACAUUUAUUGCCAUUAAAGCUGAUUAUUUUAGCAACAAAAGUUUAUCAGGCAUUGUGAGAAAGAUUGACAGUGUUUUAGAAGAAUUUAGAUUGGAAAAAUUCUAUGAUGAUCCAUCAUUUCACGUAAGCCUGUUAUGGAUUAAUGGUGAUCAGAAGGAAAAGCUAGAAGCCAUCUUAGAAAAGUUAAAUAAUGUUUUCAGUCAAGAAGUUGGAAAGAUAAUUAAAUCUAUUGUUAUAAACAAACUCUCCGAAGAGGCCGCGGAAGCGCGUAAUAAGCAUUUCAGGUUAUACCGCCAAGAAUUCGCUCGAAAAUUUUCUAGAGAAAACUGCAACAGAGACAUUUUUAACCGGCUUCUUUUGACUUCGGACCUUCUGUUAAGUAGCAUGAGAAGUGUAAAAAGUAGAAAACUUAAUUCUUUCUUGCCAGAAACAAUUGCUCUACUUAUGCCUGCGAAUCCGAAUGAACCUGGUAAUUCUUCAGAAAGCGAAGAUGAACAUUUGUCUGAAAAAAUAUAG
This is a messenger RNA of Parnassius apollo (apollo), 990 nucleotides long. The record is from the annotation of a GenBank genome assembly. Lineage: Eukaryota; Metazoa; Arthropoda; Insecta; Lepidoptera; Papilionidae.